Molecule: messenger RNA, 1464 nt
Organism: Chanos chanos (milkfish)
Lineage: Eukaryota; Metazoa; Chordata; Actinopteri; Gonorynchiformes; Chanidae
Gene: psmc1a
Product: proteasome 26S subunit, ATPase 1a
Exons: 11
Coding region: 21-1343 (440 amino acids)
Molecular function (GO): ATP binding; ATP hydrolysis activity
Source: RefSeq, a predicted model, not a curated record
GAAGACGAAAACAAACGACAAUGGGUCAGAACCAAAGUGGAGGACAUGGACCUGGAGGAGGCAAAAAGGAUGACAAGGACAAGAAAAAGAAAUAUGAGCCACCAAUUCCUACUAGAGUGGGAAAGAAAAAGAGGAAGACGAAGGGGCCAGAUGCUGCCAGCAAAUUACCAUUAAUCACCCCUCACACACAGUGCAGACUGAAGCUGCUAAAACAGGAGAGGAUCAAAGACUACCUACUCAUGGAAGAGGAGUUCAUCAGGAACCAGGAGCAGAUGAAGCCUUUGGAGGAGAAGCAGGAGGAGGAAAGGUCCAAAGUAGAUGAUCUGAGAGGAACGCCAAUGUCUGUCGGGACACUGGAAGAAAUCAUUGAUGACAAUCAUGCUAUCGUAUCCACAUCAGUGGGCUCUGAACACUAUGUCAGCAUUCUGUCCUUUGUUGAUAAGGAUCUCCUUGAACCUGGCUGCUCUGUUUUACUCAACCAUAAGGUCCAUGCCGUGAUUGGAGUGCUGAUGGAUGACACUGAUCCUCUGGUCACAGUGAUGAAAGUGGAGAAAGCCCCACAAGAGACGUACGCUGACAUCGGAGGACUGGAUAGUCAGAUCCAAGAGAUUAAGGAGUCUGUGGAGCUCCCUCUCACUCACCCUGAGUAUUAUGAGGAAAUGGGGAUAAAACCUCCAAAGGGAGUCAUCCUUUAUGGCCCCCCCGGUACAGGUAAGACCCUAUUGGCUAAGGCUGUGGCCAAUCAGACAUCUGCUACCUUCCUGCGUGUGGUGGGCUCAGAGCUCAUACAGAAGUACUUGGGCGAUGGGCCCAAACUGGUCAGAGAGCUGUUCAGGGUCGCCGAGGAGCACGCCCCAUCCAUCGUUUUCAUCGAUGAGAUUGACGCUAUCGGAACGAAGAGGUAUGACUCUAACUCUGGAGGAGAGAGGGAGAUCCAGAGAACUAUGCUGGAGCUGCUGAACCAGCUGGACGGCUUCGAUUCCCGUGGAGACGUCAAAGUCAUCAUGGCCACAAACCGAAUAGAGACGCUUGACCCAGCACUCAUCCGACCAGGUCGGAUUGAUCGUAAGAUAGAGUUCCCACUGCCAGAUGAGAAGACCAAACGCAGAAUUUUCCAGAUUCACACGAGCAGGAUGACGGUGGCAGAGGAUGUGACCUUAGAUGACCUCAUCCUAGCUAAAGAUGACCUCUCGGGUGCAGACAUUAAGGCGAUUUGCACAGAGGCUGGCCUCAUGGCUUUGAGGGAGAGGAGGAUGAAGGUGACGAACGAGGACUUUAAGAAGUCUAAAGAGAACGUGCUUUAUAAGAAACAGGAAGGGACCCCGGAAGGUCUCUACCUUUAACAUGUCCACCUGAACCCAACCACACACCAGUCUUACACCACUGGUAUUUUUGUACACAUUACGUUUACUCUAGAAGUAGCCCUUUUUGUCAUUCUUUUGACUCGUGUGAAUAAAGUAAUAC